Messenger RNA from Hyposmocoma kahamanoa, 490 nucleotides. RefSeq names its product 60S acidic ribosomal protein P1 (gene RpLP1). The record is from RefSeq and is a predicted model, not a curated record. Gene Ontology annotation, biological process: translational elongation; cytoplasmic translation. The coding region runs from base 84 to 425 and encodes 113 amino acids. NCBI's taxonomy places the organism in Eukaryota, Metazoa, Arthropoda, Insecta, Lepidoptera, Cosmopterigidae. The transcript has 3 exons. Gene Ontology annotation, molecular function: structural constituent of ribosome; ribonucleoprotein complex binding; protein kinase activator activity. Gene Ontology annotation, cellular component: cytosolic large ribosomal subunit; ribosome.
UUCUCUUCAUUUUUGAGAUCAAACAAAGUGCUUGUUCUCUUGGAGCUAAGGCCUGUUGGCGACUUGCACGAAUUUAAUAAAAAAUGGCAUCAAAAGCUGAAUUAGCUUGCGUUUACUCUGCUCUCAUCCUGGUAGAUGACGAUGUCGCCGUAACUGGUGAGAAAAUCUCUACCAUCCUGAAAGCGGCCAAUGUCGACGUCGAGCCUUACUGGCCUGGUCUUUUCGCUAAAGCCUUAGAGGGCGUGAAUGUGCGAGACCUGAUCACCAAUAUCGGUUCGGGCGUGGGUGCUGCCCCGGCCGGCGGCGCUGUUCCAGCCGCUGCUGGUGGCGGCGCAGCGCCAGCCGCUGAGGAGAAGAAGGAAGAGAAGAAGGAGGAAGAACCUGAAGAGUCUGAUGACGACAUGGGCUUCGGUCUCUUCGACUAAAAAGCUUUUUGUAAAGCUAAAUUCCACAUGUGAGCUUUAUGAAGCUUUUUUAAUUAUAAGGGAAC